CCGAAUCAUUUUAGAUUUUGUCUGUUUUGGCGACAUCUAGAGCCCGUGUAAAUGUUACACACAAGGUGAUUUGAAGCGCCGUGGUGGUGGCUGUGUCUGUGUUCAGUUGAAGAAACGUGAUGCAAGGGCGAUGAUGGUCGGAGAUUGAAUUGACAGACAAGCCGCGGUUUGUUUGCGGUGCCACCACCGCACCGCAUUCUUGCUUGACCAGCGCAAACUCGCUCACUGUCUCUCUGCACCUCGCCUCGUGGUGAGCACAUUUUUUCAGGCUAGUCGUGUACCUACCUAGGUCGGUACCUUCUUCCAUGCCCGUAAGGCCCGGUGGGUAGGGUACCUACCUACCUACCUACGUUGCUUGGAUAAACGCUGUCUGAACUCAGGCCUUCCCCGGCUUGUGCCUCUAAUUAAUUCAAUUAAACCAUCCCUCCAUACCAGGUACCUACCUUACCUACCAUCCCAAAAAAAAAAAUAAAAAAAUCGGGUUUUGCAUUCCCAACUCUAGUCGCCUAGGAAUUCAUUUCUCCCCCCGGCCCAGUCGCCAUCCAUCACGGAUAUACAACUUUCUUUUCGCCUUCCCUCUAGAACUAGACCAAGGCUGGGGUCUGUUACGAAUUACGAUUGAAGAUUUUUAAGCUACAACGUGAACAGAAACGAAGCUAUCUUGGCUACCAAAAGAAGCAAGUCAAACAAACCCCUUCCUUGGACCCCGGACUAAGAAUCGCGACGGAGGCUGUUUCGCUCCAACCACCGCAAACUUGCUCAACCCACCACCCCGGUCACCCCCCACAGCUAGUUGCGACCCGGCCUGAAAGUCACCAUACAAUAACCUCCGAUUCAUCCCACACCUGGAGAUUCCCGUGGCUACGUUUCUGUUCAUUCCGACAAACCUACACCCGUUCCUUUCAAUCCCUCCCAUCUACAAUCCUCAGCCCCCCGUGCUAGUCGCGACGGCCAACAAUUCAAUUCACAAAUCUCGCUCUUCACUCCGACACAUCAGUCAAACUCAUAUCAUAAUCAACCAAGAUGAUCUUCCCGAGGCACGGAGGUGAAGACCACGGCUCUACCGGUGCCGGCGCAAUCACGGGCGCCGCCACCAUGGACGGCAUGCCCGGCAUGAACAUGUCAGGCGACACUAGCGGGCACUCCCAUGACGACUCCAGCAGCGGCGGCAUGAUGAUGAUGAUGAUGUCCGUCUUCCAGACCGACCCCAAGACCCCCCUCUACUCGACGGCAUGGACCCCGAAAAACGCCGCAGGAUAUGCCGGCACUAUCAUCUUCCUUAUCCUUCUGGCAAUGACCUUCCGCGGACUGCUUGCCUUCAAGGCCAAGAUGGAGGCGCGCUGGCUUGACGCCGAGCUCAACCGCCGCUACGUCGUCGUCAACGGAAAGCAACCAAUGGCCGAGCGCGCCAGCCAGGACUCACUUGCCAAGCACAUGGUACUCUCGGAGAAUGGGCGAGAGGAACAGGUCAUGGUCGUUGCCAAGAAGACAUCCAUCGCCAGGCCGUGGAGGUUCUCAGUCGACCCAAUCCGUGCAGUCCUAGACACAGUCAUCGCUGGCGUUGGCUACCUCCUCAUGUUGGCUGUCAUGACAAUGAACGUCGGCUACUUCCUGGCAGUCCUUGCUGGCGUGUUCCUUGGCUCGCUGGCCGUCGGCCGCUUCGCCACCAGCUCAGAGCAUUGAGCGGCCAGUGUCUUGCUGGUUCAGGACACGAGAAGCAAAGAUACAAAAGCCAACAGAGGUCAUGGGUGACUAUCGAAGAUUUGAUGUGUAAAUUCAGCGGGCGUUUCGGGUCGGAUACGGGUGGAUAUAGUCUCUCUGAUACCUAAGAUUGCGAUCUUUUUUCUUCCUCUUGCUAUUUCCUUGUCCAACCCAAGGGGUCUUCCGCCACUCGUUUCUACAGUCUUCGAAAACUCCGUCCACUCUUUACAGGAUAUCAACAUCUGGCUGGCCCCCAGCCGCAGCGAGUGCUGUCUGUCUGCCAACGCGUGUUGACAUGUAGGCGCUUCGAUUCCCUGGUAUUCUUAACCUGCUUCACACUUUGCGUGCGGCUACUCGCAAGCACCCAGAUAAGUUCAGUACCUUCAAAGGUGGUAAAUAUUGCUACCUUUGGAGGAAAUAGGCUUCCUAGGACAGUGCUGGCGGAAACCUUCUCAAACGUGCUCACAAAAUUGCCUAAUCGGGCGCUAGAUCCGCCGGUUGUAGUCUAGACCGCCCCACACCCUUAUUGCUCAAACAUAUCGGCCCCACCCAAUCGACCCAGGCGAGCCAGGCUGCCCGGGGCAGACAAGUCAGGGACUUGAAGUCAUGCCUACAAGUCCGUCCACUAAAAACCAUAGCUAGCAGUCACUUAUGGCAAGUGCGUACUGUACUGUACAUCACCAAAAUGUCGACUGGCGUGAAACCAGCGACUUUUUUUGAUUUGAUCAAUUGAUAAAAUUGUAUUCCCGGUCAUUUUUACGCUUUGUUGUCUUGCAAUAACAUAUAUUGGCG
Messenger RNA from Pyricularia oryzae 70-15, 2493 nucleotides. Its product is annotated as copper transporter. NCBI's taxonomy places the organism in Eukaryota, Fungi, Ascomycota, Sordariomycetes, Magnaporthales, Pyriculariaceae. The transcript has 2 exons. Gene Ontology annotation, biological process: intracellular copper ion homeostasis; copper ion transmembrane transport. Bases 1024 to 1683 code for a protein of 219 amino acids. The record is from RefSeq and is a predicted model, not a curated record. Gene Ontology annotation, cellular component: plasma membrane. Gene Ontology annotation, molecular function: copper ion transmembrane transporter activity.